AUGCUGUCCGUGCUCUCAGCAGUAUUGGCUCUCUCAGCCGUGAGCUACGGCACCACAGGGAACACCGACUUCAAAAACCGAUGCCUUUCUCUUGAGCCAGAGAAGCUGGUUGACAACUCGCAGCGCAUGCGCCUCGAAUAUGUCACCAACGGCACAACCCUCGAGUUCCCAGACAAUGACGCGUCGUGCAACCGAGCUACGCAACUCGUGUCGACCAACCUGUGCCGCAUAGCGCUUUACAUUGCCACGUCUGAGCGCUCUGGUAUUACCUUUGAGCUUUGGUUGCCCGAGGCGUGGACGGAGGCUAGAUAUAUUGCUACUGGGAAUGGAGGCGUAGAUGGAUGCGUCAAGUAUGAGGAUCUGGCGUAUACGACUGCCAAUGGUUUUGCUGCCAUGGGCACGAACAACGGGCACAAUGGCACAACGGGCGUGGCAUUCCUAAAUAAUCCUGAUGUUGUCGAGGACUUUUCAUACCGAGCUCUUCACACUGGCACCGUCGCGGGCAAAUUACUAACCAAGGCGUUUUACAACAAACCACCCGCUCACUCAUACUUCAUCGGCUGCUCCCUCGGUGGGCGGAUGGGCGUCAAAGCAGCAGAAGCAUACCCAGAAGACUACGACGGCAUCGUCGCUGGCUGCCCAGCCGUCGACUUCCUCCACCUCCAAGGCGAAAGAGCCAUGUUCUACCCCAUCACCGGCCCCGUCAACUCCCCCAACUUUAUCACGCCAGACCUCUGGACGGGCCUGAUACACAACGAAGUCCUCAAGCAGUGCGAUCUCCUAGACGGCGUGAAGGACGGCAUCAUCGAAAACCCGGGCAAAUGCCACUUCCGGCCUGAAACUCUACAGUGUCCAAAAUCCAAGACGUCAGGCUGUCUCAACGCACAGCAGGUCCAGCAACUCCGUAGGAUUUACGCCCCGUACACAUUCCCCGACGGAUCCCUCAUAUUCCCUCGCAUGAACCCCGGAAACGAAGAACAAGCCGUAAAGAAGUUCUUUGCCGGUGCACCAUUCAGUUACUCGCAGGACUGGUUCCGCUACGUCGUCCUCAACGACUCAACCUGGGACGCAAUAAACUACAACUCCUCUCUCGCGGCCGUAGCAGACGCCGAGAAUCCCUUCAACAUAAGGACCUUCCCGCGUGCGUUGCCCUCGUUCAAAGCACGUGGCGGCAAGAUGAUAAGUUACCACGGCGGACAGGACAACCAAAUCACCAUGUUUAACACGGAGCGAUUCUGGGACUACAUGGCAAGUGAGGAUGAGGAUUUACACGACUACUAUCGCUUCUUUCGGGUUUCCGGCAUGUUUCACUGUAAUUCUGGGCCGGGGGCAUGGGCUUUCGGACAGGGAGGCGGUGCGCCGGCCGAGGGGAUUCCGUUCGUGAAGGAGAGGAAUGUGCUUGCUGCUAUUGUUGCGUGGGUGGAAAGAGGACAAGCGCCGGGGGGUUUGGAGGGGACCAAGUUUGUGGAUGAUACGGUUGAGCUGGGUGUUGAUUUUAAGCGUGUUCAUUGCUUAUAUCCGAAGACGCAGACUUAUAUUGGCGGGAAUUACAAGCAUGCUUCGAGUUGGAGGUGUGUUUAG
Molecule: messenger RNA, 1581 nt
Organism: Pochonia chlamydosporia 170
Lineage: Eukaryota; Fungi; Ascomycota; Sordariomycetes; Hypocreales; Clavicipitaceae
Product: feruloyl esterase B precursor
Exons: 5
Coding region: 1-1581 (526 amino acids)
Source: RefSeq, a predicted model, not a curated record